This is a messenger RNA of Cladophialophora yegresii CBS 114405, 972 nucleotides long. RefSeq lists its product as uncharacterized. Bases 1 to 972 code for a protein of 323 amino acids. Gene Ontology annotation, molecular function: ribonuclease T2 activity; RNA binding. Gene Ontology annotation, biological process: RNA catabolic process. The transcript has 4 exons. NCBI's taxonomy places the organism in Eukaryota, Fungi, Ascomycota, Eurotiomycetes, Chaetothyriales, Herpotrichiellaceae. The record is from RefSeq and is a predicted model, not a curated record. Gene Ontology annotation, cellular component: extracellular region.
AUGGCGUCCAUGAGGUAUCUUGCCUUGGCUGCCGCUCUAGCGAGCGGAGCGCAAGCUUCGUUAUAUGGCGAGACCACCGAAAACCACACUUGCAUCCUUGACCCGCUCGUCCUCUCCUGCUCAGCUCAAGCCCAGCCCAACUUGGUGGACUCGUGCUGUACAGAGACCUUUGGCGGCCUCCUCCUGUCCACUCAGUUCUGGAGCACGUACACUGGCCUUGAGGCACAAGGUCAAAAGCUGCCUGCCAACACAUGGACACUGCACGGAUUAUGGCCCGACUACUGCUCAGGGGCAUAUACGCAAUACUGCGAUCUCUCCCGUCAAUACGAUCCCGUCCCCUCGCCAAACACGACGAACGGCCUCCCCAACGGAACCGUUGUCCCGCCCUACAAGGGGCCCGACGUGGGCACCUUCGUCGAGGACUUCGGCCGCUACGACCUCCUCCAGUGGAUGAACACGUACUGGAUCAACCAGGGCGCGCCCAACACGGACUUCUGGGCCCACGAGUUCUCCAAACACGCCACCUGCUUCUCGACGUUCGACCUGCCCUGCUACGGACCCCAAUACGUCGAACACGAGGACGUCGUCCAGUUCUUCGAGACCGCAAUCAAGUACUACAAGCGGUUGCCGACGUGGAGCUGGCUCAAGGAGGCCAACAUCGUGCCUAGUAACACCACGACGUACUCGCUCGCGGAUAUCCAGGGCCAACUGACGAAAAAGUACCGCGCCGUGCCGUACGUGGGGUGUAGUGGGCCGCGGUAUAAUACGACGGAACAGGGGAGGAGGGAGAAUAGUACGGACAGCGGACGUACGGUGGUCAGUGAGGUGUGGUAUUAUAUGCAUGCUUACGGACGUCCUCAGGAUGGGAAUACCGUGCCGGUCAAUGCCACGAGUCCGAAUACUUCCUGUGCGAAGGCUAAGGGGGCGUUGCAUUAUUAUGAGAUGACGCCUGGGUCGGUGCAAGGUAAUUAG